AUGUGGACGGCUGCAAACAGCUUCGAGGGGCGGCUGCAAGAGGUUCGAGGGGCGGCUGCAAGAGCUUCGAGGGGCGGCUGCAAGAGGUUCGAGGGGCGGCUGCAAGAGCUUCGAGGGGCGGUUGCAAGAGGUUCAAGGAGCGGCUUCAAAAGCUUCGAGGGGCGGCUGCAAGAGCUUCGAGAGGCGGCUGCAAGAGGUUCGAGGGGCGGCUGCAAGAGGUUCGAGGGGCGGUUGCAAGAGGUUCAAGGAGCGGCUUCAAAAGCUUCGAGGGGCGGCUGCAAGAGCUUCGAGGGGCGGCUGCAAGAGCUUCGAGGGGCGGUUGCAAGAGGUUCAAGGAGCGGCUUCAAAAGCUUCGAGGGGCGGCUGCAAGAGCUUCGAGAGGCGGCAGCAAGAGGUUCGAGGGGCGGCUGCAAGAGCUUCGAGGGGCGGCUGCAAGAGCUUCGAGAGGCGGCUGCAAGAGGUUCGAGGGGCGGCUGCAAGAGGUUCGACGGGCGGCUGCAAGAGCUUCGACGGGCGGCUGCAAGAGCUUCGAGGGGCGGCUGCAAGAGCUUCGAGGGGCGGUUGCAAGAGGUUCAAGGAGCGGCUUCAAAAGCUUCGAGGGGCGGCUGCAAGAGCUUCGAGAGGCGGCAGCAAGAGGUUCGAGGGGCGGCUGCAAGAGCUUCGAGGGGCGGCUGCAAGAGCUUCGAGAGGCGGCUGCAAGAGGUUCGAGGGGCGGCUGCAAGAGGUUCGAGGGGCGGCUGCAAGAGGUUCGACGGGCGGCUGCAAGAGCUUCGACGGGCGGCUGCAAGAGCUUCGAGGGGCGGCUGCAAGAGCUUCGAGGGGCGGUUGCAAGAGGUUCAAGGAGCGGCUUCAAAAGCUUCGAGGGGCAGCUGCAAGAGCUUCGAGAGGCGGCAGCAAGAGGUUCGAGGGGCGGCUGCAAGAGCUUCGAGGGGCGGCUGCAAGAGCUUCGAGAGGCGGCUGCAAGAGAAGUUUGUCGACAACAGCGCGUGUGGCUGCACUGGCGAUGGGAGUAGCGGUCGCCAUGGCAACCAUGACUGCAGCCUCCGCAAAAACGUACACUCCUCCACCAGAAAUUGGCUAUCCUGCUGGUUAUCUGCCUGACUGUCCUGGUGUGAUGAAGAACGCCUCCAUCAGCAGCGGUAUGAUGCCGUACCUACAGAUCGUACUCCACCGGUUCGACAGCAAAGGUCAGAUGAGCAGAACAUCGAUGCCGAUCAUGAGUGCUGCCAAAAUGGUCGCCAAGGACAAGAAUAUAGAUCUGAAAAACAAGAAGACAGUGCUGUACAUGGUGGGGUACAUAGACAGCUCUAUGUUACCACAGUCGCAGGCGGUGGCCAGCUCGUAUGCCAAGCGAGGAUACAAUGUCUUCAUCACGGAGACCUUCACAUUCCUCAGUUACAUAUAUCCGAAGUCGGUUCGUUUAACCCGAGUCAUCGGCAAGAAAAUAGGAGAGUUCUUGGUCAAUUUGAAUGAACAAGGCAUGCCUGCUGAACAGCUAGAGCUGGUGGGCUUGAGCUUAGGUGCCCACAUCGCUUCUUACGCUGCGAAACAUCUAUACGCCGUUACAGGGAAUAAGCCUUCAAGAAUAACUGGCUUAGACCCAGCAGGUCCUUGCUUCAGAUCACUACCUCCACAAUAUAAACUGAAUCCAUCAGACGCUGACAAUGUAGACGUAAUACACACCAACAUUGAUGGAUUUGGUAUAGCUGAACCGUUAGGACAUGUAGAUUUUUAUGUUAACGGUGGCGAGUUUCAACCGGGCGAUAUAGCUUACAUACCCUGCUUGGUAGUCUGCAGUCAUUUCAAAUCAGUAAUUUACUGGUGGCAAGCUUUGAAACAUCCCACCAAGUUUAUAGGUGUGAAAUGUGAUUCUGUACAAGAUGCGAGAAUAGCCGGUUGCUACAAUAACACUGAAACGAAUGUUGUAGGAAUGAAAACCAAUUUCAGUGAGCCUGGUAUAUUUUAUCUGUCUACGACAAAUGUGUUCCCUUAUUUUAGAGGGAAAGAAGGGUUGGUACCUGAGAACGAGAUUUACACUUCCGUCAUAAGAAAAAUUAAUGAUGGUGAUUUUGUUGUGUGAUGUUAAGUUUGGACUAGAAUUUGGUGAUGUGACUGUCGUUUUAGCAAAAUUUUUCAACCAUUCUCAUUAUGUAACCGUCAGAUGAAGUCAAAACAACAUUAUAAAAUUAGCAACGUAUAGAUUAUAGACUUUAAGUUUAAAUUGAUGUUAAUAUUAAGAGAUCAAGUGGUGUCAAUUCUGACACGAUUCUCUAAACCUAAACUUAAAUUUGACAACAGCGUAUCUUUGUCAUUCUCUAUACGGAAUGAAAAGGAGAGAUUGAUGGUAAAUUUAGUUUUAAGUUUAGAGAAUCACGCCAGAAUCGACACCACUGUAUACUUAAGUUUAUUUGUCCUGGUAAAUAUUUAUAAU
Messenger RNA from Chilo suppressalis (striped riceborer), 2431 nucleotides. NCBI's taxonomy places the organism in Eukaryota, Metazoa, Arthropoda, Insecta, Lepidoptera, Crambidae. The record is from the annotation of a GenBank genome assembly.